UGAAGCGCCUCGCGAGAACAGUGUGCUGUCAUGCGACGUGUGCUGCUAGCCAUUUUGGUAAAUACACACUUCAACCAGGCGCCACAUAUGUGCGAAGCCCUAGUACCUGAAGGCACAACAUUAGGGCCCGUCACACCAUUGCUAAUAUAAAUCCUUCCGCACCUCGCCGACGUCAUGUCUCACUGACAAACUGCGGCGGUGUUUUACAACUUCUUCACUGCCAUUUAUACACUUCGAGUUCAGUUUGGAUCUCCAUUUCCAGUCGACGUGAGUGAUUAUUGCGGACUGGUGAGGAGACUUCGUGAUGAGGUUGAUUGUUGCUGAAAGCCAGUUGACAGUAGCCCGAGUGUAAGCCUUCGAUCACAUUGGAACGCAAUGGCAGUGACAGGCAUUGCUGCCGCUAGUGAUGCUGGUCACUGAGCUGCGUGAGUCGGAGAUACACGUUGUGGAGGUCUGAUCGACGAAGUCGUGAGUGUGCUGAGUUGAUUCAUUAUGGAGGUCCCAAUGCCGAGUGCGAAGUUGGUGGAGCAGCCUGUAUUUUCCUUGCCAGUCGAUUCUGAACAUAAGGCCAAGUCAAUUCAAAUCUUCAGCUUCGCGCAGCCACAUAUGCGAGCGUUACAUCUCUCCUGGAUAUCAUUUUUCACUUGUUUUCUGUCGACAUUUGCUGCCCCGCCGCUUAUUCCUAUCAUCCGUGACAAUCUGAACCUAACCAAAACCGACAUUGGACAAGCUUCAAUUGCUUCAGUAUCUGGUUCAAUCAUGUCUCGACUUAUGAUGGGAACCGUCUGUGAUCUAGUUGGACCAAGAUACGGCUCGGCAUUCCUAAUUAUGAUAAAUGCUCCAGCCGUUUUCUCCAUGUCGUUGGUUGAUGACGCUGAGGGCUUUCUGAUCUGUCGAUUUUUUAUCGGCUUCUCACUUGCCACAUUCGUCUCAUGCGAAUUUUGGGUGAGCAACAUGUUCACCACCAAGAUCAUGGGUACUGCUAACGGGAUUGCUGCUGGCUGGGGUAACCUCGGUGGUGGCGCUACUCAAAUUAUCAUGCCUCUGGUAUUUCAUUUAAUGCUGCACAGCUUCCAUAAUCCAGCGUUCACAGCCUGGCGCCUCUCGUUUUUCCUCCCUGGGACAGCCCAUAUUGUCGUGGGACUGUUAGUCCUAUGCCUUGGCCAAGAUCUUCCUGACGGAAACCACUCGACGCAACUCCAGAAACAAGGCGGAGAUGUCAAGGAUGGCUUCAACAAGGUACUAUACUUUGCAGUCACAAGUCCGAAAACAUGGAUUUUCUUCAUCCUUUACGGAUACAGCUUCGGUGUGGAGUUGACCGUUGAUAACAUUAUCGCUGAGUAUUUUUACGACCGCUUCGACUUGAAUCUGAACACAGCUGGCACCAUCGCAUCUGCAUUUGGCCUUAUGAACAUAGUGUCGCGUCCAGCCGGUGGUUACCUCUCUGAUUGCGUUGCUCGUCGGUUUGGAAUGCGUGGCCGUUUGUGGAUCUUGUGGACCCUUCAAUCCUUAGGAGGGCUUCUGUGCAUUGUGCUCGGCUUAAUGAGCGACCUGACUGCCGCCAUUGUGGCUAUGAUCUUCUUCUCAAUCUGCGUCCAGGCAGCCUGCGGAGCAGUCUUCGGAAUCGUGCCUUUCAUAUCCCGGAGGUCGUUGGGCGUGGUCAUCGGAUUGACUGCCUGCGGGGGAAACGUGGGCUCCGUGUUGACGCAAGCCCUCUUCUUCACGUCCUCCUCCUAUCACACCGAAACGGGGCUUAUUUACAUGGGCGUCAUGAUCCUCUGCUGCACCUUGCUGAUUAUCGCAGUGUAUUUCCCGCAGUGGGGUGGCAUGUUCUUCCCACCCUCGAAGUCCGUCUCAGAGGAGGACUACUAUGUAUCUGAAUGGACUGCGCAAGAGCAAGAGCAAGGGUUGCACUUAGCUAGCUUGAAAUUCGCCGUGAAUGCUCGCAGUGAGCGUGGCGGUUACUGCAGCUCCAGCUCUGCGGAUCCAGAAGGUGACCAUCCCACUGCCGAUGGCCUUGGCCUAUCCAUGUGGAAAUCCUACUCGCACUAGAGUGUUUCCAAACUUUAACUCAAUUUUUGAUCCUGCGUAACGAUCACACAAUCGCAAUUGCUUCAAACCUCAGAAUCUAGACAUCCGAAUUGCUCAGAUCUGUCAGGACGUCUCUAACUUCUCCGGCCUAAGGACUAACGUUCCCGGCAGGUUGUAACAUCCUCCCAUUUUUUAAUGCAGUGGUAUAUCUCCACUAGUUCUUUUCUA
This is a messenger RNA of Physcomitrium patens, 2259 nucleotides long. RefSeq names its product high-affinity nitrate transporter 2.1. Gene Ontology annotation, biological process: transmembrane transport. The record is from RefSeq and is a predicted model, not a curated record. Lineage: Eukaryota; Viridiplantae; Streptophyta; Bryopsida; Funariales; Funariaceae. Gene Ontology annotation, molecular function: nitrate transmembrane transporter activity.